Molecule: messenger RNA, 1729 nt
Organism: Cloeon dipterum
Lineage: Eukaryota; Metazoa; Arthropoda; Insecta; Ephemeroptera; Baetidae
Exons: 16
Coding region: 1-1659 (552 amino acids)
Biological process (GO): biological process involved in interspecies interaction between organisms
Cellular component (GO): external side of plasma membrane
Molecular function (GO): carbohydrate binding
Source: RefSeq, a predicted model, not a curated record
AUGACAUUUGCAGAGGCACUCACUGAAUGCUGCAAGUUCGGCCUCAAACUGUUGAGCGUCGAGACGACCGAGGAGCACAAAUGCAUUUUGGAGACUGUGAAAACCGAGUUACGCUAUUUCUCUGGCUACUGGACUUCUGGCACGAGCGCUGGGUUCGGCUGCGAAUUCACUUGGGGCUGGUGCUCGUCGAGAAAGUUAAUGGAAAAUAUAACGUGGAACGUAAAUGAGCCAAGCGCUCCUGUGUCGGAGAGGUGCCUCGAAAUCAAUACGGCGGCGGGCUUUAACGACCUGCCAUGUGACGCAUCCGUGACCAGGAAGUUUAUUUGCGAGGCUAAUUUCAAUGAUGCUUUCGAAUUUUGCUGUAGCAUCGGAAUGAGUUUAGUUUCAAUUGAGACGGCAGCAGAGAUGCAAGUUUUAGUCCAGAUUGCUAGAAACAUAAGCAAUGCUACACUUGACUUAUAUACAAGCGGGACUCAACUUGAUUGUGAGUAUCACUUUAAGUGGUGUGGCUCUGGGGAGCGAUUCUACAGGAACGACACGAGAUGGCUUGCAAACCAACCAAACUACGUAAAUGGUAUCCAGAACUGUGCACGACUGGUCAUUACAGCAACAAAAGCAGUCUUUAACGACCUAGACUGCGCUGCAUUGCUUCCGUUUUUCUGUGAGGCACCAGCGGAACCGACAUGCUCAGCAGUUGCUUGUCGAGAUGACGAGUGCAAUGUGGAUCCAAUGAAAUACGUUCAAUCAAUUGCUUGGAAAGAUGCUCCAAAUGGAAUAUUUAGAAGUAUUUGCGGCAAGCAGUAUUACUUCCAAAAUGUUGUUUAUUCACAAAGGGAAGCUAAAGCAAGAUGCUGUGAAAUGGGAAUGCAGUUGCUUUCGUUGGAGACAAUCGAAGAAUUCAAUUGCUUCAAAAACAAUCCGUUUGGGUUCAGUGCAGUGCAUCAGUUGUGGACAUCUGGUACAGCAGACGGAAUCGGCUGCGAAAAUAUUUGGGGCUGGUGCAAUUCCCGUCAGAAUUUCUCGAUCGGAAGUCCAUGGAAACCAGGGCAGCCAAGCGGACUUCUGCUGGAAAAAUGCGUCUAUGUGGAGUUUGGGUUGAACACCGUGCCCUCAUUACGUGCUUUUGAUUGCAAUAACCGUUUGUGGUACAUUUGCGAGGGCGAUGUUCCUGAAUGCAGACCUCAGUGCCCUAUUAAAACCUGCAGCAAGAAUGCCAGUUUGUUUGACAGCGGUGGCAAGAUAAUUACGCAGAGUCAAUACGGGGAAUGGAGGGAUGUUUGCGGUCGGCGCUACUUGUUCAGUUCUGAUACAAACAACUACUACGGUGCAUUUUCUCUUUGCUGCUCUUUAGGAAUGCAGUUGCUGACUUUGGAAACGAACGAAGAGCUCGCCUGCUUGACGAAACUCAAUGACGGAGACAUGAAAUACUCAGGAUAUUUCUAUUCGAGUGCUAGUUCUCAAGACUGCAGAUCAGUUUUUCAGUUUUGUCCAGAUACUGGGAUUUAUGUCUACUCCAAUGACACUCGAUGGAAUUCUGGGAAUCCAAGCGGGGUCGAAGUAUCAUUGCUCCUGAACUUUAUACCUGGAUCACCGACCGGCUUUGCAGACCAUGUGUUUACCGUUCUAACGCGGUACAUUUGCGAGGGAGCAAUCAUUUGAAGCUCUUUCUGUGGGAUUAAGGUUCAUUUGGCGUUUGAAACAUUUAUUGCAAAAUAAAUAAACUAAUGAA